Molecule: messenger RNA, 2478 nt
Organism: Closterium sp. Naga37s-1
Lineage: Eukaryota; Viridiplantae; Streptophyta; Zygnematophyceae; Desmidiales; Closteriaceae
Source: the annotation of a GenBank genome assembly
AUGCACCAUCCCCCAUACACCAUCCCCCAUGCACCAUCCCCCAUGUACCAUCCCCCAUCCACCAUGCGCCAUCCCCCAUGCACCAUCCCCCAUCCCCCAUGCACCAUCCCCCAUGCACCAUCCCCCAUGCACCAUCCCCCAUGCACCAUCCGCCAUGCACCAUCCCCCAUGCACCAUCCGCCAUGCACCAUGCCCCAACCACGCCCGCAGUGCUUCUUCCCGGAGCAUCUCCUUCCCUUCCUCUGCCGGCCCUUCUUCGUUCUCAACCCCCUCUACGACUCCUGGCAGGUGUCUUUCUCAUUCGCCCAGCAGCAUGCCUUCCCCUCUCUGGAUUGGCACCACUGCCGCACUGACCUGCGCUCCUGCCCGCCCCACCUGCUGCAGCUGCUCCACGGGUACCACCACCAGAUGGUUACCAAGCUCUCCCCCUUUCUCCCUGCCACGCACUCUCUUAGCCCUCCUCCCCACCAUCGCCGCCGCCUGACUUUGGUGGAAGGCGGAGGGAUUGGUGUUGAGGAGGGAGGUACGGAGGAGGUAGGGGAAAAGAACAUAGGGGAUGGUGAUGGUGAGGAGGAGGAAGGGGGUGAUGGCGAGAGUAAGAGCGGGGAGGAGACGGGAGGUGAGAAUGAGAGAGGGAGUGAGGAGGAGAAGGGAAGUGAGGAGGAGUCGGAGAGUGAAGAGAAAAGGGGGGGUGAAGAGGAGAAGGAAGAGAAUGAGGAGGCAAAAGAAACUGAGGGUGGUGCACGUGUGGAGGGGAAUGAGGAGGAGGAAGAAGGGGAGCAGGAGGAGAAGCCGAGUGCAGAUGAGAGGGCUGACUUGGGAUAUCACAAGGGGCUGGAAGUUGGAGAAAUGGGGAGGGAUUUUGAAGCGAUGAAGAGGGAUGGGCUUGGUGUUGUGGAGGGCGAGGCUUUCCGCUCCCAGGAAGGAGGGGUCUCCGCCUCUGCCUCGCGCAAUGGAGCUCUGCUGUUGUCCUGCCAUCUGCACUGCAUGGUGAGUGGCACUGCAUGGCACUGGCAUCGCAAGCAUGGCACGGGGCUGGUGCUCCUCGUGUUGGGGGCAAGACAAUGGCAGAAGCUAUUGGUGACUGGUCAAACCGUGGUGACUGGACCCAACAACCCGGCGGUGAACCUGGACAAGGCCAAGGGCGAGAAUGGCGUGGCAACCGAGGUCCCUCCUGGCAUCGAGAAGGCGGCGGCCGCCGGCGGGCUUGACAAGUUCGAGGGAACGACGAUCGUGAGCUCGAGCACGGACAGUAUUCUGAUGGUGGACGUGAAGGUUGCGGGAUGGAACAAAAUGAAGUGCCACAAGGACCUGGGCAAGCCCGGGGAGGGCGCGUGCACGCCGGCCAACUGCAGCAAGGGCGGCAUCGCCGCCAAGUGGAAGACGUCGAACCUGCUGAAGAACAAGCUGGGCGUGGAGGUGUACGUGAAGGGCAACCCGCUGACGCUGAAGAAGGCGUCCCCGCAGACGUGCUGCAACACGUGCGCGGGGUACAGCAGCUGCACGUACUGGCAGUACAUCCCCGACAUCACGAUCGACGGCAAGAAGACGGAGGGCGCAUGCUACCUGGUGCACGACAACAUCGACUACUCGUGCGGCGACAUGACGGCGCAGUACGCCACCGACUCGAAGCCGGUUCAUCUGCAGGUGCGCACGGGCGGCGAGUGCAACCCCGCGGCAAACGUGGUGAACGACCCGCAUCUGGUGGGCGCGUACGGCACGCACUUCGACUUCAACGGGCGCCCCGACAAGGCGUUCUGCCUGCUGACGGACAAGGACCUGCACGUGAACAUGCUGCUGCGCGGGUACUACUCGGACGACACGGAGAACGCGGCGCUCGUUGUGGACGGCAAGGCCGUGCACACGUGGAUUAAGGAGCUGGGCAUCGUGUGGUUCGCCAACGGUGCCGACCACAAGGUGCGGCUCGCGGCGCGCUCUGGCAAACAGCAGGAGCGCGGCGACGGAUUCAUGAAGACGAUCGAGAUUGGCGGCGAGGAGAUCCCGAGGAUGAACGUGGGCGACGAGGUGACGGCGGAGGGCGGUCUGACUCUGCGGUUCGCGGCGCUGGAGAAGGAGGGCCCGUAUGACGUGGACUACUACACGCUCGCGAUCGACGGGCUCGUGACGCUCGACCUGCGCCUGCGCGUGGCCAACCCCAAGCUGCAGACGCCCAGCGAGGCCGAGGCGCACAUCAACGUGGGGAUUGUAGAGCUGGAGCACACCGACGACGUGCACGGCGUGCUCGGCCAAACGUACCGCCCCGACCACGCCGCUCGCGCCGCCGACUUCCAGCGCCUGAUCGCGAACCUGCACCGUCCGAUCUCGGCCGACAGCCAGGAGGGCGCUGGGUUCCUUGACGGCACUCCCCGGCUGUACGAGUCGAGCUCCGUGCUGUCCGUGGACUGCGCGCAAACCGAGUACCACCGCGCCAAGCAGCUGAGCCCCGUCGAGGAGUUCCCCAUGGAGCCCCUCAACUAA